This is a messenger RNA of Mercenaria mercenaria, 594 nucleotides long. RefSeq lists its product as uncharacterized. Lineage: Eukaryota; Metazoa; Mollusca; Bivalvia; Venerida; Veneridae. The record is from RefSeq and is a predicted model, not a curated record. Bases 15 to 329 code for a protein of 104 amino acids. The transcript has 2 exons.
AAGAGCUGUCAAGAAUGACGAAUACACAGAUCUGCUUAAAAUACAAAACUAGUACAGGCAGAGAAAGGACAAUAAAAUCAGAAAAUUGGACAGAAAAAGACACUACUGGUGUUACAUCAGCUGCUUCAACACAAAGACCCUCCACAGAUGAAUUGCAAGCUGUGUACCCAGCACCUCCUGAACCUGCCCCUCAGCCUGUUACUGAACCAGCAUCCUGGAAAAGAUUUCGUUUGGUUGAAGAAAGUGUAAGUAACUACUAUUAUCUGUACUUGCGUUUGGUACUUGCACUGGUACCUUACACUAAACUUGUCAGUGGUUUGACAAUUUGAUUUGAUACUUUUAGAACUAUUUAACACAAAACUACUAUGAUUAUUUAUGCUUUUCUUUUAAAUAAAAUGUUACACUACCAUCUUCUCACUGCACUUUAAAAGUGAAUUUUGUAACGACCUCUAGAAUAUUAUGUCAUUUUUAAUCAGUUUCUUCGAUUGUAUACACAAUUGUGCGUGUAAUGAUAGCAUACAUUUUUCUAAACCGCGUUUCGUUGGAAUUUGCACGUCAUAAAUUAUGUUUAUACAUUUUGCAAAAAAAUCUCAU